CUAUAAGUACACUAAAGAAACGCAUAUCGCCACAACAAUAGACAAGUUCAAGUAUUUAUUCUUUCACUAUAAAAUAGAUAUGUAGAGCUAAAUCUCGGCUAGUAAACUGUAUGAUCUGUUAACAACUGACAAUAUUGUAGGUGUUAAUUAUAGAUGCCGGAAUAAAUAUAGAUUAAACAAAUGCACGAGAAUACGCGUUUAAGGAAAGUGAGGUAUUUAUUUAAUAAUAAGAAUCCGUCCAAAUGCAAGGAAUCAAGAGGAUUAUAGUGUUCUGCAUCAUGACCGGCAUUCUACCGCCGCUGCUCAUCAUCACCCCCUUGUACUUGCGAAACAGCGUGUUCGCCGAGGUGACUUAUCCCGUUGCUGAGUCCGACGUAUUGGCGCUGCAGGAAGGCGUCUCCUCCAUAUUUUGCGAAUCGCUAUCGGUCAAGAUGGACAUUCCGUUCAACGCGUUUCAACUGCAGGGCAAUCCCAAACCCAGUUCCAAACGGAAACAUAUUCGGCUGAAGAAAUCGAUGAUUUUGCCCGACGACACUUUGGAGUAUUGGGGCUUCUAUCUACUUAAAGGGGCUACAGUCAAACUUAAGGUAUGUUCAAGACACGAAGGCUCCAGGAUACUGGUGGUUCGCGGAGAAAAAAAUCUAAAAACCUGCGGUUUGUUGGAGCACAAUUACGAAAAAUACGGAGCGAAAUUCGACAUGGAACACAACCGCGUCAACGUGACCUACGAGAGACCGGCAGAAGAAUUAGGACUAGUCGACACUGCUGCGGACAAUAACACUGCGGCGAAUAAUGCGGGCCAAGAAGUGUUCGGAGACAGCGAAGAGGUCGAUAUCUACAUCAGAAAAAGGAUCGAAAAAGGCAAAACGCGCCUACAGAAAAUCAAUUCUACCAGAAGCAAGGAAAAUACGACAUCCGUAGUUCGCGAAAAACACUUCGCGCUGCACAAACCGAAUAAACCCGAGUACGAAGAAACAUCUGAACGAGCGAAUUAUGGUAGAAAUAAAAGAAACAUCGAGGAACUGGACGUGCACGUCCAACAUGGUGGAAAUGCCUUUAACCAAACCGAGUUGGACAAUAAUGAAAGUACUAGCGUUAGCAGUUUCGAAACAGGCUUGCUCACAUGCUACGACGGACAAAUCCUGUUAACUCAGGGGUUUUCACCAAGUCGUACCUGUGAAAAAAUCCACGAUUUGGAAAAGAUUGAUCAUAUGGUUACUACCCACGAGGUGGCUUCCGACGGCUACUACUACUACAUCUUCUAUUCCGACAACGAUUUCGUCAAGAACGAGAUCCACGCGAUUUUCGACAUCUACAAACCCACUUACCAAUACGCGGAAUCGGCCAAGAUCAAGGAGUGCGUCAACAGCACCGAGUGCAAAUUCGACCUGAGCAUCAUGUCGGACGAGGUGGUGAUCGUGGAGAUACCGACCCACGACGGUAUCGAGCACAAAGACGAUGACAUCGGCUUCAUUACGAGCACCUGCCAUCCCAGAAUGACCGUCUACAUGAUAUUCCCCAUUCUAGUACUGUUGCUUAUAUUAGGCUGUGCAUUUUUGUAAAUAUUUAUCUCUAGAUAAUUUUUUUAAUAUAAUUGUUUUGUUUGUA
Sitophilus oryzae (rice weevil) is the source of this 1608-nucleotide messenger RNA. RefSeq lists its product as uncharacterized. Lineage: Eukaryota; Metazoa; Arthropoda; Insecta; Coleoptera; Curculionidae. Bases 243 to 1562 code for a protein of 439 amino acids. The transcript has 5 exons. The record is from RefSeq and is a predicted model, not a curated record.